Molecule: messenger RNA, 1159 nt
Organism: Cariama cristata (Red-legged seriema)
Lineage: Eukaryota; Metazoa; Chordata; Aves; Cariamiformes; Cariamidae
Product: myosin regulatory light chain 2, smooth muscle minor isoform
Exons: 3
Coding region: 25-543 (172 amino acids)
Cellular component (GO): stress fiber; cytoplasm; myofibril
Molecular function (GO): calcium ion binding
Source: RefSeq, a predicted model, not a curated record
UCUCCCCAGUGUCCAACAGCCAACAUGUCUAGCAAAAAGGCAAAGACGAAGACCACCAAGAAGCGCCCUCAGCGUGCCACUUCCAAUGUAUUUGCAAUGUUUGAUCAGUCACAGAUCCAGGAAUUCAAGGAAGCCUUCAACAUGAUCGACCAGAACAGGGAUGGCUUCAUUGACAAAGAGGACUUGCACGAUAUGCUCGCCUCCCUUGGGAAGAAUCCGACGGAUGAAUACCUGGAUGCCAUGAUGAAUGAGGCUCCAGGCCCCAUAAACUUCACGAUGUUCCUCACAAUGUUUGGUGAGAAGUUAAAUGGCACAGACCCAGAAGAUGUAAUCAGGAAUGCUUUUGCGUGCUUUGAUGAAGAAGCAACAGGGUUCAUCCAAGAAGACUACCUGCGAGAGCUGCUGACGACAAUGGGCGACAGGUUCACGGAUGAGGAGGUAGACGAGCUGUACAGAGAGGCGCCCAUCGACAAAAAGGGGAAUUUCAACUACAUUGAAUUCACGCGCAUCCUGAAACAUGGAGCAAAAGAUAAGGAUGACUGAGCAAGUACCUGGAUACCUGCAGAUAGCUUCCCCCCACCCCUCCUUUAAUUUUAUUUCUCAGGUUGUGUUUUUUUCUUUUCUUCUUGUUGGGACCUUUUGCAUACAUUUUUAGCAUUCCAGCUUUUUCCUCUGUGGACUCUGGGGCUGCUCGGGCACACCUGCACCUUUGAGUAAGACUGGAAAUGGGCAGGGAGAGAGGACAGCUUAUAGCGAUAGAGGUUUAGGGAGAAAGAUCAGUGAGUGUGGAGGCCCAGGUAAAAAUGUCAGUGCUACUCAUCCUAACUAGAUUAAUUUUACAUUUUUCAUGGUAACUUUUCAAAUAAAACACUGCUAUAUUAAGUACAUCAUUAAAAUUUUCACGCUAGAAGUGGACUGUUUAUCUAAUCAUAUCUGUAAAUAUUUUUGCAACUGUAUGCAGUCGUGUGGUUACCUAUUUUUGCCUUAAAAAUGAAGCAUAAGUCACUUAAGCAAACUGAUGUUUGUACUUCAGCGACUAAGUACUUCACUUACUACUGUGAGCACAUACAAUGAAGAAAUUCCCAUCCUUCAACUUUUAGUACAUUGUAAAUUAAUGAUUUCUGUCCAAGACUUGCACAUUAAACAUUUUAAAUCUUAA